ACGUUGUAGAAGCCCAACGAUCGUAUUUAACACGCACAUCACUGUGUGACAUCCCAUUGUUCCCCUAUCGUUCACCGAGUGCCAAAUUUCACGCCUGUUGCGCGCUUUCACGGCGCUUUCGUUUCUCCCGCGAGACUGGACGAUGAGUUCGUCCGGACGACUCGAAAUGCGUGAUCGUUAGGCGAAAAAGAGAGAAAAGAAACAGGAAAUUGCAACAGGCUGUAAAAAGGAAAGAAAACGAAAGGAAUAUAACCUUUCAACGAGGUUAAAGUCCAGUCGGUGCGACCUACGACGCACCGUAUUUAUUAUGUCUUAUGUAAUGAGUCACAUGUUUACAUAGUCAGGACGGUACCUCCAGUGAAAAUCAUAUUUAUACUAACGAUUCACAGUCAAAUCAUAUUUAUUCUGAAUCAUGUCGCAAUACGAAGAUGUCAUUUUGGAAGAUAAAGAAAAAGAAGAAGAUUUACCGGUAAAUUUAGGAGGAAUGCGACAUCGUAUUCCAUGGAGCGAACGUGUAUUGUUAAAUAGUGAGAUACCAGGUUUAUACGAAGUUAAAGAAUUAUUAGAGGAUGAUGACGCAAGUUGUCUGGGGGAAGAGGAGGAUGGGGUUGGGUGUCCAUUACCAUCGACGCCAGAAGAUGAUCAUCUUUUGGAUUGUGAGAUGACUGAAGUAUUAAAGGCUGGAGUACUGAGUGAUGAAAUUGAUCUAGGUGCACUAGCACAUAAUGCAGCAGAGCAGGCUGAGGAAUUUGUUCGAAAGGUAUGGGAGGCAUCGUGGAAACAGUGUCACUUUAGGAAUCUACCAAGAUGGUUGCAAGAUAACGAUUUCUUGCAUGCUGGUCACAGGCCGCCAUUACCCUCAUUUUAUGCAUGCUUCAAAAGCAUUUUUCGAAUUCAUACAGAAACUGGCAAUAUCUGGACACAUUUACUAGGCUGUGUUGCCUUUAUUGGUAUAGCUAUAUUUUUUCUAACGCAACCUCCUAUAGAAAUUCAAUUGGAGGAAAAAUUGGUAUUUGGUACCUUCUUUGCUGGUGCUAUAAUUUGCCUAGGAAUGUCAUUUGCCUUUCAUACAGUUCAUUGCCACAGCGAAUGUGUGGGAAAGCUGUUUUCAAAGUUAGAUUAUUGUGGAAUAGCUAUGCUUAUUAUGGGUAGUUUUGUACCAUGGCUUUAUUAUGGAUUUUAUUGCGACUAUCAACCUAAGCUAAUUUAUCUGUCUGUGGUGGUUGUUCUUGGUAUAACCAGUAUUGUAGUUUCAUUGUGGGAACGAUUUGGUGAACCAAACUAUCGUCCACUUCGAGCUGGAGUUUUUAUGGGUUUUGGACUUAGCGGGGUAAUACCAGCUGUACAUUACGCUGUCGCCGAAGGUUGGUUUAAGGCGAUUAGCCAAGCAUCUCUCGGAUGGUUAAUAUUAAUGGGAUGUUUGUACAUAUUAGGCGCGUUAUUUUAUGCUUUAAGGGUACCUGAACGUUUUUUCCCAGGAAAAUUCGAUAUUUGGUUUCAGAGUCAUCAAAUCUUCCAUGUAUUAGUAAUUGCAGCUGCUUUUGUUCAUUACCAUGGCAUUACAGAAAUGGCAAUGCAUAGAAUGACAAUAGGCGACUGCACAAAUCCAUCGCAGGUGUUGGCUUUUUAAAUCUGCGGGCACACACUUUCAUCUCUUGUUGAUAACUUUCAUAUGUCAUUAACUUAAUAAAAAAAGACUACAAAAAUUCCUAAAUCUUACGCCAGCAUAUUUGUGCUGUUGAAAG
Molecule: messenger RNA, 1745 nt
Organism: Mycetomoellerius zeteki
Lineage: Eukaryota; Metazoa; Arthropoda; Insecta; Hymenoptera; Formicidae
Gene: AdipoR
Product: adiponectin receptor
Exons: 7
Coding region: 413-1630 (405 amino acids)
Biological process (GO): adiponectin-activated signaling pathway
Cellular component (GO): plasma membrane
Molecular function (GO): signaling receptor activity
Source: RefSeq, a predicted model, not a curated record